Molecule: messenger RNA, 1737 nt
Organism: Microthlaspi erraticum
Lineage: Eukaryota; Viridiplantae; Streptophyta; Magnoliopsida; Brassicales; Brassicaceae
Source: the annotation of a GenBank genome assembly
AUGGCGGAGAAGCUAAGAGACUUGAGCCAGCCGAUUGACGUCAGUGUGCUCGAUGCCAUCGUUGCAGACUUCUUCGUUACCGAAUCCAAGGAAGAGGUUCUGAUUACUGAAUCUCAUAGCUCAGCUUCAGUGUUAACAUUCACCUCAUUUCCAUCUGAGUUUUCGCCUUUAAUUAACCUACAUUGCUCCCAGAAACAUGUUCAGAGUGCUGCUGCGGACCAUAUUUUGCGGGAUUUGCAAGCUAAUCCAGAUAUGUGGCUCCAAGUUGUUCACAUUCUACAAAACACAAAGAGCAUAGAUACCAAGUUAUUUGCCCUUCAGGUUCUAGAAGGUGUUAUAAAGAACACAUGGAAUGCACUGCCUGUUGAACAACGAGAUGGAAUGAAAAGUUACAUCCUGGAGGUCAUUGUACAGCUCUCCAGCAAUGAAGCGUCUUUCAUAUUAGAAAGGCUCUAUGUCAACAAGUUAAAUGUUAUCUUGGUUCAGAUGGCGAAACAUGAUUGGCCGGAAAAGUGGACAAGCUUCUUUCCUGAUCUGGUUUCGGCUGCUAAGACUAGCGAAACUAGUUGCGAAAAUUUCAUGGCCAUUUUGAGACUCCUAAGCGAAGAGGUUUUUGAUUUCUCAAGAGGAGAGAUGACUCCGCAGAAGAUUGAAGAGCUGAAACAAUCUCUAAGCAGGCAUGUUGAGUACCUCCUUAAAUAUUUUGGGGUGCCAGCAUCUAGGAACAUCGCUCUUCAAUGUCUGACCAAGGUUUUUGCUCUUGAUAUCGGGGACGUGUACAAUGCCCAGUAUUACAACAUGUACGCCAUGUUUACAGGGCUGUUGAAGUUCAAUGUCCCACAGAGCAUAGAGCUCGCUGAAACAUAUUCAAGCAUAAGUGGUGAAGACCAAGCAUUUAUCAAGAAUUUGGCACUGUUUUUCACUUCGUUUUUCAAGUUUCAUAUGCUAAUCUUAAAAUCAGCUCCAAAAUUGGUACUUAUCGGUCUACAACAUCUCAUGUGCAUAUCAUAUGUUGAUGACUCUGAAGUCUUCAAGUUGAUUGAAAGUAAUGAUAAUUGGCGUAUCAUCUACUCUAUAUUUAUGUCAGAGUUAAGAGGGUUAAUGAUUAACCGCAUGGCGAAGCCUGAAGAAGUGCUUAUUGUUGAAGAUGAGAAUGGGGACCUAGUCCGUGAAACUAAGAAGGACAUUGAUGUUAUUGUCCAGUAUAAUAUAAUGAAGGUGACGUUAAUCGACCUCUUAAACCUUGAUUGUGCUGACACCGUAGAACAGGUACAGUGUGACCGUGAUGAUACAUCAAGGAUUAACAAUGUUAAGGAAGCUAAACCAGCAUUUAACUGGGGAGCGAUGAGUAUUGAGCGUUUUGAAUUCUUUGUGCUGGGCUAUUGGGUGUAUGUCGUUGGCCAGUACCCAAGGUUCUUAAGUGCUCACUGGAAGAUUUUGAAAACAGUUGUGGAGAAGCUGUUCGAAUUUAUGCAUGAUACACAUCCUGUUGUUCAGGACAUGGCCUGUGACACAUUUUUGCGUGAAUUUGUUCUUGUUCAGUUUCAGGAUGGGGAGAAUGAGCCAUUUGUAUCUGAACUUCUGUCAGGCCGUCUAACAACUGUUCGAGAUCUUGAGCCUCAUCAAAUCCGCUCAUUUUUUGAAUCUGUUGGUAAUAUGAUCCAAGCAGAAUCAGAUCCUCAGAAGAGAGAUGAAUAUCUACAGAGGUUGAUGGCACUUUCUAACCACCUAUGUUAA